Molecule: messenger RNA, 1820 nt
Organism: Perca flavescens (yellow perch)
Lineage: Eukaryota; Metazoa; Chordata; Actinopteri; Perciformes; Percidae
Product: transmembrane protein 60
Exons: 3
Coding region: 150-551 (133 amino acids)
Source: RefSeq, a predicted model, not a curated record
ACAGAUAACGGACCCAAAAAUCCCUCCGUCUGCUGCAUGGAUGAUAAUUAUGUGAAUUAUGUGAAACGUUAUGAGUUUUGGUGUUUGCCAUACAGGGAGACGACAAUGCCGGCCACCGAUGUAGAAAUACACUGAAGUAAGUCAGUGAGAUGUCUCUGGCUCAGAGGGUUUUGUUGACCUGGGUCUUCACCCUGGUCUUCCUCAUCAUUUUGGUACUGAAACUGGACGGGAAGGUGCAGUGGAACUGGUUCCUCAUCUUCCUCCCGGUCUGGGUAUUUGAUGGCAUCCUCAUCCUCAUGCUUGCCAUCAAGAUGGCGGGCCGUUGCAAGCCCGGGUACGACCCACGCAACGGCUCUCCAGACCUGCGUCUACGUGCUUGGUACCUGACGGCCAUGCUCCUCAAGCUGGGCUUCUGCCUGACGCUGUGCGCCAAGCUGGAGAAGCUAGCUGAUGUAAAGCUGACGUUUGUGUGUAUACCACUGUGGACCAUGUUGCUGGGGGCGCUGGUGGAGCUGGGGCUGAAUAUCUUUCCUGAAAGGAGAGAGGCCUAAGAGCGAUGAAUCAUUACACCAACAACAAACCAAAACCUAUCAGAAAAUGGUUGAGAAUAUUUUUGUUGUUGGAUGACCAAGACUUUGUGAAAAUUUGAGCUUUUGUUUUGGCCUGAUUAUGUUUCCAGAAGACUGAGGCUCAGAAAUGAAUCAAAUCAUUAUAUUAGUAUUCAUCUUAAGAAUAAGAGACUUUGUGUAAAAAUCUAAAUUGUAGUGUGUACAGACCUCACAGGUGUAUGCUGUGAGAGCUUCAGCAUGGCAGGGACUCUCUCUAGCCUGGACUGUCUGUCCAUUCAUUUAAAAUGGUCAAAAUAGCUCAAAAAUGACUCAAUUUUCUUUAUAAAGAAAAAAUGCCGGAAAGGGAUCAACUGUAAAUGCAUACUGUCUACUGUGAAGCCUACACUAAAAGGAAACAACUUCCUCUAAUGUUUGCUUUUGUCUUGAACUCAAGAGGUUCAGUAUUGUUAUGUAUAUAGGCUAGCACAGCCGCUCUCGUAAAGAUAGCCACACAGGGAGGAUGUGAACAGUAUUUCAUUUUGACUCCACUUCCUUUAUUUAAGCUGCAGAACAUUAACUAUCACUCUUGGUACCGAAUCGUGGAGUGUACCUUUUGUUACAUAUGCUUUAGAUAUUGUGUGGCUUUAUUUAAGUCACAAACACUUUUCUUUUCAUUCCUGAUCUGUGCAGAGUAGUUGGCCAAAUAUUAUUUCACAAGUUAUGAAUUUAGAGGUGUUCGGUACAACAGCUUGAUUUGGUUGCAAUAACAUAAGGAAAUUGGAUAAUUGAGGAAAUCAGUUCAGGGCAUAAAAGCAUCUUUGGACAACUUGUGAUUUUCCCCCAGGCUACCCUCUCUACUCUGUACAAUGUCUCUUUUGUACCAUGUAAAUCAUCAUGUGCCCCAUGAAAAGCAGUAAGCUGUUAUUACUGUAGAUACAAGGUCCGUAGUUGCUAUGAAAAAAAAAACCUUCGACAUGUAUCCUGUAAAAGAUCAUGUUAUUACUGUAUAUUAAUUAUUAGGGUGCAAACAGUGCAUCAGAAUACUUUCUACUAGCUAGUAUUGUGUCAUCAUUGUUUCAUAUUUCAACUUUAUGGUACGGCUGACACUGUGGCAUGCAUGCCAUUUGUUUUGUGCCAUUUGAUUGUUUAUUUCAAAUACAUUCUUGGCAUUAUUUUUGCACUAUGGUAAAAUGAAAAGGAAUAGGUGUUUUGAGAAUGAAAGUAUUUGAUAAUUAUUGCACGUCUUUAAAGAAAGUAAAUGGAUUCUGUGUA